Brassica oleracea var. oleracea is the source of this 404-nucleotide messenger RNA. Its product is annotated as 40S ribosomal protein S25-3-like. Bases 17 to 313 code for a protein of 98 amino acids. Gene Ontology annotation, molecular function: structural constituent of ribosome. The transcript is spliced from 3 exons. NCBI's taxonomy places the organism in Eukaryota, Viridiplantae, Streptophyta, Magnoliopsida, Brassicales, Brassicaceae. The record is from RefSeq and is a predicted model, not a curated record. Gene Ontology annotation, cellular component: cytosolic small ribosomal subunit.
GCGUGGUGGAGAGCUGAUGUGGAUGGAUCUGCUCAUGGUAGAUUUCAACUCGACCAUGAUGCAAGUCACGAUCAGUGCCGGCCGUCUUCCACAGUUCCGGGACAGGCUCCAUGCCGGAACAAUGUUUUCUGUGUCCGGUUUUGAUGUCUCUAGGUGCUUCAAACUCAUUACUCCUUCCAUCCUCUCCAAUCAUCUUCGGAUCAAUGGUUCACUUGCUAGGAAGGCCAUUAGAGAUUUGAUGGCUAAAGGAACCAUCAGGAUGGUCUCAAUGCACUCAAGCCAGCAGAUUUACACUAGGGCUACCCACAACUAAGUUUAUUUUCACUGUGUUUCCUCUCUCUCUCUUUUUUGCCACAUGUACUUUUCUCAAGUCUUUGACUCGAUGUUUAGACGUUGUUGAUCUU